AUGGGGUCAAAAAUAAUUGCAUUGAUUGUAUGUUUACCAUUAUUACUAUUAUUUAUUGCAUUGGGACUUGCAAUUUUCUAUUGUUUACGUUCAAGAAAACGUAUUCGACAACGUACUACAUCAACUCCAGCGCGAAAUCAUUUACCUAGAUCACAACCAACUCCAACCUCAAAUUUUACUAAUAUUCCUGCACAAGUCCCAUACCCGACGGGUUCAUCGCAAGUUCCAUAUCCAAUGAGUUCAUCUCAGGCUCCAUAUCCAAUUAGUUCAUCACAAGAUGGAAUGCCAACAGGAGCAGCAGUGAUAUCACAAUUCCUAGAUAAAGAAAAAAGCUAUUCAUAUAUUCAUUACAAUAUGAAACGAUAA
This is a messenger RNA of Schistosoma spindalis, 366 nucleotides long. The record is from the annotation of a GenBank genome assembly. NCBI's taxonomy places the organism in Eukaryota, Metazoa, Platyhelminthes, Trematoda, Strigeidida, Schistosomatidae.